UGUUGUCUGGUAACAUUGUGCGGGCGUCUUCGAGCCAGAUCUACGUGAAACUUUCCUAGAAACAUCGACCGUUCCAAGCGUUGUAAACACCGACGACUAACCGUGUUAAAAAUAUCGACUCUCGCGUUCUAACGUGGGCAAGGCCAUUUUUAUCUUAGAAGCUAUCAGUUCCACCGCAGACAGCUACGAACGUGUUCUGAAAUCAUGGCGUUCCCCGCGAGAAUCGCCAAGUUCGAGGUACGCUUCGUUAAAAAGACAUACAGCAGUAGCGUACCGACGGUUAAGAUGUACAUUGAUGGCCAAUUCGUAGAAUCGAAAGCCACCGAAUUCACGGAUGUCCACGAUCCGGCAACGAACGAGCUGUUAUGUCGCACACCAAAGUGCACGAAUGAAGAAAUGGAGACCGCUGUUCGAAGCGCGAAGAAAGCUUUCGAACAAUGGAAAGACACCAGCGUACUCACCAGACAGACUCUGAUGCUCAAGUACCAAGCACUUAUUUGCGAACACUCGAAAAAAAUCGCAGAGAAUUUGGUCAAAGAGAAUGGCAAAACAAUGGCGGACGCCGAGGGGGACGUUCUUCGAGGACUCCAGGUGGUCGACGCAUGUACCGCGAUUCCCGUUCUCCAAAUGGGCGAAAGCACACCGAACGUCGCCACAGACAUGGAUAUAGUCUCUUAUAGAGUUCCUCUAGGCGUGACCGCCUCCAUCUGUCCAUUCAAUUUCCCAGCGAUGAUACCUCUUUGGUCGUUUCCUGUAUCGGUCGCAUGCGGGAACGCGACUAUCUUGAAACCGUCAGAGCGUGUACCGGGUGCUUCGAUGAUCCUCGCCGAGCUUUUCGCCGAGGCUGGUGCACCGCCAGGAUUGCUGAACGUUAUUCACGGCCAGCACGCGGCCGUCACCUUUAUCUGCGAGCAUCCGGACAUCAGGGCGGUCUCUUUCGUCGGUUCCGAUCAAGCGGGAAAGUACAUCUACAAACACAGCAGCGCGCACGGGAAACGGGUGCAAUGCAAUAUGGGAGCGAAGAACCAUUGCGUGGUGCUCCCAGACGCGAAUAAGAACAAAACCAUCUCGCAGAUCGUGGGCGCCGCUUUCGGCGCGGCCGGGCAGAGGUGCAUGGCUCUGUCGAUCGCCAUAUUUGUUGGCAGAUCGAAGGAGUGGGUGCCAGAAUUAGUGGAGGCCGCGAAAAGGUUGAAGGUCAAUGCUGGGUAUAUACCUGGCACGGACCUUGGACCAGUUAUAUCGCCCCAGUCGAAGCAGAGGAUAUGCGAUCUUAUCGAGUCGGGGGUGAAAGAGGGUGCCACCUUGGCUCUCGAUGGCAGAGGAAUCGUAGUCGAUGGAUUCGAGAAAGGAAACUUCGUGGGGCCAACGGUGCUCGUGAACGUGCAGCCUUCCAUGCAGUGUUACACCGAGGAGAUUUUUGGACCUGUUCUCCUGUGUAUAUUCACCGACACUAUGGACGAGGCUAUUACCAUUAUUAAUAAAAAUCAUUAUGGAAACGGUACUGCUGUAUUUACGACGAACGGCGCGACAGCCAGGGCAUUUUCAAACAGGGUCGAGGCCGGUCAAAUUGGUAUAAAUGUUCCAAUUCCAGUGCCGUUACCGAUGUUCAGUUUUACGGGGAAUAAAGGGUCGUUCUUAGGCGACAAUCAUUUCUAUGGAAAAUAUGGCAUAAAUUUCCACACGCAAACGAAAACCAUAACACAAUUGUGGAGGUCCGGUGACGCCACUGACAUUGCAUCCUCAACGGCCAUGCCGACUAUGCAAUAAUCUGAGCACCUUAUUUCGUUCAAAGAUUGUUCGUAUUGAAUAUGGAAUUAUUCUAUCAGCUUUGCCCCAAAAACAAGUAGGAGGCGAACAGUUUCUCUUGAAAAGGGUAAUUCGUAAUUUCCUGACAAUAUGUAAAUACAGUAAUGUCUUCCAUUAGUCUGAAAUAUUCAGACGCAAUUCCUUAGACGAAGUGUUCCUAUAAUGUUUAAUAAAUCUAUAUUUUGUAAUAAAAUAAUAAAACUAUGA
This is a messenger RNA of Colletes gigas, 2013 nucleotides long. RefSeq names its product probable methylmalonate-semialdehyde dehydrogenase [acylating], mitochondrial. Gene Ontology annotation, cellular component: mitochondrion. Gene Ontology annotation, biological process: thymine catabolic process; L-valine catabolic process. Lineage: Eukaryota; Metazoa; Arthropoda; Insecta; Hymenoptera; Colletidae. The transcript has 9 exons. The record is from RefSeq and is a predicted model, not a curated record. The coding region runs from base 205 to 1767 and encodes 520 amino acids. Gene Ontology annotation, molecular function: methylmalonate-semialdehyde dehydrogenase (acylating, NAD+) activity; malonate-semialdehyde dehydrogenase (acetylating, [NAD(P)+]) activity.